AUGGCUGCCUUCCAUCCUCUCGCGAUCAUCGUGUUCGUGUCCCUCCUGGCCGCCGGUGCAACCGCAAACUAUGGCUACACCACACCAUCGCCAUCGCCGCCCCCGCCGCCGCCACAGCAGCAGUACACCCCGCCGGCCCACAGCGACAAGCUGCUGGUAAGGGUGGAGGGUAUGGUGUACUGCCAGAGCUGCGCGCAAAGGAACACACACAGCCUCGAAGGCGCGAAGCCGCUGCCUAAGGCGGAGGUGUCCGUCAUCUGCCAUGACGCCAAGAAUCGUGUCAUGGUGAGGUGCCGUCGGGCCGUCACCGAUGAUAACGGCUACUUCCGCGCGGAGCUCGAUGAGACCAAAGUCUCCGACUUCUACAUGGGCGAUCCGCGCAAGGCGUGCUAUGUGCGGCUUCGGGCCUCGCCGGACUUCGAAUGCAACAACCCCACAAACAUCAACUACUCUAGCAUUGAGGGUGCGCCGCUCCAUGACGAGGGCAAGCGGUGGGCUGACCAUGACUACUAUAACGUCAUGUACGCCACCGGCCCACUCGCUUUCCGGCCGGCGAUCUGCCCUCCUAAGGGCUAG
Molecule: messenger RNA, 576 nt
Organism: Oryza sativa Japonica Group (Japanese rice)
Lineage: Eukaryota; Viridiplantae; Streptophyta; Magnoliopsida; Poales; Poaceae
Product: non-classical arabinogalactan protein 30
Source: RefSeq, a predicted model, not a curated record